AACAUGUGUAAAAUUGUUGUUCUGUGAUGUCAUUACUCAAUCUUGUAUCCUUAUUUCUUUCUUUUCCAUAUCUCGAUUUCUUCUACAGACCCAAAAAAUCAAAGACCUCUGCCUCUCGCAGGCUGGCUCUAAAGACCAAACUGCUGAAGAUGGCGAUGGUGAUGUUGGAGAAGGAGAGGGAGGCGAAGAAGCUGGAGAGAGAAAGUUCUCUGAGUGAGCGAGUCCCUUCUGUUCAGCUGUCUGGUUUGUCCAUGCAGGACCUUCAGGCUGUGUGCAAAGACCUGUACCAUAAGAUUGAUGUGGUGGAUGAGGAGCGCUACGACAUUGAUGCCAAGGUGGUGAAAAAUAGCAAGGAGAUUGAGAAUCUGUCUCAGAAGAUCUUCCAGCUGAAGGGCAAGAUGAAGCGGCCCGCUCUGAAGAGGGUGAAGAUCUCAGCCGACGCCAUGCUUGGAGCGCUGCUGGGCUCCAAGGUGAAAGAGUCUGUGGACUUCAAGGCCAACCUCAAGACUGUGAAGAAAGAGGAGGAGAAGAAAGAGGAGGUGACUGACUGGCGUAAAAACGUUGAGGCCAUGUCGGGUAUGGAGGGCAGGAAGAAGCUGUUUGAUGCAGGACAGUAGAUCUGUAUGUUUGGAUACUUUAAAUAUAAAUGCUCUUUUACAAUGGAGAGAAAAUAAGAAGGGAAAAAUGUUAGUGUGCAAUAUUCAGGUUUAAGAUUCAAUUCAGGAUUCAAAGGAAGUAGAUUGUGUAUAUUUUGCAUAUAAUUCACUCCUGUCCAUGAUUUGAUGGUGUUGGCACCUGGACACCCACCAUGGAAAUCAGCAUUGUGAAAUCUGCUGUGUUUCAUGAUCUGUAAAUGUGUGGUGAAUCCUGGUUUAUCUCAUGAUAAUAAAUACUUCUGAUGAAAACACAAAGCGGAUGCUGUUCUUUUGGUUCUAAAUAUCUACCUUCUCAUCACCUUCAUCCCAAGACUGGGAUCACAAGUCAGUUGGUCGUAAAAAUUCUCGGACCUGGCAGUUGACAACAAUAGCAGCUGAGAACAAAGUUGUUAAAUCCUCUUUGCAAUCAAAAGCAGAACUGUGAACGUCCCAAAAUAAGAGAGGUCGCAGGUUCAGGGCCGCAAUAAAUUGCUCAGUUAAAACGUCAAGGAGCACGGUUACAAUCAUCGCACCUCCUCCUAUAUAUAAUCAUUACA
Molecule: messenger RNA, 1192 nt
Organism: Hippoglossus stenolepis (Pacific halibut)
Lineage: Eukaryota; Metazoa; Chordata; Actinopteri; Pleuronectiformes; Pleuronectidae
Product: troponin I, slow skeletal muscle
Exons: 6
Coding region: 27-617 (196 amino acids)
Biological process (GO): muscle contraction
Cellular component (GO): troponin complex
Source: RefSeq, a predicted model, not a curated record